UCCUGCUUUCACCGCAGAGGAGAAGUGGGACUGAACGAAAACAAAAUGCGAUAGUUUAACUUCACUGAUGAGCUGGGGUCAAUGACAGCGUUAACAACGCUACUCGGCAUAAUUCACCGACCUCUUAUUUAAAUGUCAUAUCUCUUAACCUAAGGCGUGUGGCAUUAAUAUAACAUUAAGCAUGCAGUUUCCUCCCACCAAUGGAGACUUUACGUUCGUCUCUUCGACAGAGGCUGAAGAGCUCAGCGGCACCAUCAGUGCUCCGGACGUUAAGCUGAACCUGGGCAGUGACAACGGUAAAGACCCGUACGCCACCACCUUCCUGAGGCAGCGAGGCUACGGCUGGCUGCUGGAGGUGGAGGAGGAUGAGAGUGAAGAGAGCAAACCUCUGCUGGAGGAGCUGGACAUCGACCUGAAGGACAUCUACUACAAGAUCCGCUGUGUGCUGAUGCCCAUGCCGUCCCUGGGAUUCAACCGGCAAGUGGUCAGGGACAACCCGGACUUCUGGGGCCCUCUGGCCGUGGUGCUGCUCUUCUCCAUGAUCUCCAUCUACGGACAGUUCAGGGUCGUGUCUUGGAUCAUCACCAUCUGGAUAUUUGGCUCACUAACUAUCUUCCUGCUGGCUCGUGUUCUGGGUGGGGAGGUUUCCUUCGGCCAGGUUCUUGGAGUGAUCGGAUAUUCUCUUCUGCCUCUCAUCGUUAUCGCUCCUCUACUUUUGGUGAUUGGAGGGUUUGAGAUGGUUUCUACACUAAUCAAACUGUUCGGAGUGUUCUGGGCUGCGUACAGCGCGGCGUCACUGCUCGUCGGAGAUGAAUUUAAAACCAAGAAGCCCCUCCUCAUAUAUCCCAUUUUCCUUUUGUACAUCUACUUCCUAUCAUUAUAUACUGGUGUGUGACUGGAUGAGUUUCACUUUUGGACAUUUUCAUGGACAUGGACCCUGGAGCAUGGGGGAGGAUGGCUCAAAACAAUGGAACGAGAUUUCUUUUUAAAGUUGUUUAUUUCUUUUUUAACUCUGUUAAAUUGUAGAAGGUGGGGAGUAGGAAAUAUAUAUAAUUGUAAAUAGGUGUCCCUUGUCUUUGGUCAAUAAAAUGCGUAUGCUUUUACAGCUUAAACGUAGCCUAACCCCUUAAACAGGAUGCAGACGUCUCGUAAAACAUCAGCAAGAAGUUACAGGGUUAUAUAUUAGUUACAUUAUUUCAUUUUUAUUCAUCAUCCCUAUGAAGAAUUUGAUGCCACAUUUUUGUAAUGCAUAUAUUCAUGCUUAAAAAAGAAUUGAAGAAAAGAAUGGGAUGGUAUCAAAAAGAGAUGGUUUUGCAUAACUUUUUCAUUGCUAUGCACUGUAAUGUACAAUGAAAACUCCAUUUAUGCUUUUCAGUUUUCACGGUCGUGUUUUCAUUUCAAACCUUUAUUUAACCAGGUGAAUCCCAUUGAGAUCAUCGAUCUCUUUUUCAAGGGAGACCUGCAGCAGUUUUCUUAAUUUAUGGAUUUCAGCAGCUGACGUGGGUCACUAUGUGGUGCCUUGUUUUUUCACCCCUGUUCCCAUUUAAUACAGAGACCUAAUCAUGAUCAAUAAUUACAGUAAAUGAAAAGUUAUUUGUUCCUUCAAAAUC
Molecule: messenger RNA, 1610 nt
Organism: Trematomus bernacchii (emerald rockcod)
Lineage: Eukaryota; Metazoa; Chordata; Actinopteri; Perciformes; Nototheniidae
Gene: yipf4
Product: Yip1 domain family, member 4
Exons: 6
Coding region: 182-895 (237 amino acids)
Biological process (GO): vesicle fusion with Golgi apparatus; endoplasmic reticulum to Golgi vesicle-mediated transport
Cellular component (GO): trans-Golgi network; membrane
Source: RefSeq, a predicted model, not a curated record